Molecule: messenger RNA, 861 nt
Organism: Penicillium salamii
Lineage: Eukaryota; Fungi; Ascomycota; Eurotiomycetes; Eurotiales; Aspergillaceae
Source: the annotation of a GenBank genome assembly
AUGUCCAACUCACGUCUACAAGAUAAAGUCGCUAUUGUGACGGGCGCAUCCUCGGGCAUCGGUCGCGCGAUCGCCAUCCGCUACGCGCAAGAAGGAGCCAAGUUAAUAUGUGCCGAUUUGACACCCACAGCAAGAUCGAACGAGGAAGCCUCGAUAACCACGCAAGAUCUUAUAGUGCAAGCUGGAGGAGAAGCGUUAUUCGUGCAGACGGAUGUGAGCGAUGCAACAUCCAUGGAGAACGUUGUGGCCGUUGCUGUAAAGCAGCACGGUCGACUGGAUAUUCUUGUCAAUAAUGCCGGGGUUGCCAUCGAAGCGCACAGCCCGUCUGUGCUGCAUCUGACCGACGAGGCGACCUGGGACACGACGAUGCAGGUAAAUGCCAAGUCGAUAUUUCUGGGUUGCAAGUAUGCCCUUACGCAGAUGCUAGCUCAAGAGCCGCAUUCUUCCGGUGACCGGGGGUGGAUCAUCAAUAUUUCCUCGAUUAUGGGGAUUGUUGGAGGGAAGGAGAGCCGUGAGUCUACUCGUAUUUUUGACCAGCAAAUGGUUUUUACUUACACCCCACCAGCCUCUUAUUGUGCAUCCAAGGGUGCAGUGAGUAAUCUCACGAGACAGGUGGCAUUGGACUAUGCACUUCACAAUAUCCAUGUCAAUGCGUUGUGUCCUGGCUUUAUCCAGACUGCUAUAUUGAAGGAGGCUACCAACGGUUUGAUUGAUUUUGAGACUCUCAAUCGACGACACCCUUUGAAAGGACCGGGUUUGCCAGAUGACAUUGCUCGUAUGGCUGUUGUACUGGCCAGUGACGAUGCCAAUUGGGUCACUGGCGUGUGCCUUCCCGUUGAUGGUGGAUAUACUGCUCGGUAG